Molecule: messenger RNA, 4897 nt
Organism: Bufo gargarizans (Asiatic toad)
Lineage: Eukaryota; Metazoa; Chordata; Amphibia; Anura; Bufonidae
Product: NUAK family SNF1-like kinase 1
Exons: 7
Coding region: 336-2159 (607 amino acids)
Biological process (GO): microtubule cytoskeleton organization; protein phosphorylation; intracellular signal transduction
Cellular component (GO): cytoplasm
Molecular function (GO): protein serine/threonine kinase activity; ATP binding; tau-protein kinase activity
Source: RefSeq, a predicted model, not a curated record
UCCCAGCUCAGAGCACACUGACAGCCGGGAAGAAGAAGAAGAUAAUGACUGCUGGCUGGAGCCUAUAGCAGCUGCUGAGGGGUGAUAUCCUGGUCAGUGAGGGGCAAAGAACUAGGGGGGCGUCGGAUGCUUAGGAAAAGGGUGCAGUAUAGGUAACCCCUCAGAUCCUGCAGCAGGGUUAGUCUAUUAAAAGUAAUCAUUUUUGCAAACUAAUUGCAACUUUUGCACACUUUUUGUUAAUUUAUUGGGAUUAUUUAACAAUAUUUAUAUAUUUUUUUUAGCAUGUCUAAUUAGGCAAAUAUUCUUAAUUGCUGGUAAUAAAAGAGACGGAAGCCAUGACGGGUGUGACCAGGGAGGACAAUGCCAGGGAAGGGGUCAUGUUGGGUGGCAAAGUGGCAAGAGGGCAUAGAAAAGAAGAGGAGAGGUCCCCUAGUUGGGACAGGGGUGUCCCCUGCGGGGUGUCAGACGCUGCUCCUAUGUCAGGUGCCGUGAAGAAACACCAUCACAAGCGCAGUAUUAAACACCGCUACCAGCUCCUGGAGACGCUCGGAAGAGGAACCUAUGGAAAAGUGAAGAGGGCAGUAGAUAAAAGCACAGGCAUGAUGGUUGCUGUGAAGUUAAUUCAAAAAGACAAGAUCACAGAUGAGCUGGACAGGGUCCAUCUUCAGCGAGAGAUUGAGAUCACGGCGCUGCUGAAACACGAGCACAUCAUACAGGUCUUCGAAGUGUUUGAGAGCACAGAUAAGAUCAUCAUCGUCAUGGAGUACGCCAGCAAUGGAGAACUGUACGAUUUCAUAAAUAACAAGCACCAGCUCCCCGAGAGCGAUGCCCGCAGGUUCUUCAGACAAAUCGUCUCCGCUGUUCACUAUUGCCACAAGAAUGGAAUUGUGCACAGAGACAUCAAGCUGGAGAAUAUCCUCUUGGAUGAAAACCUAAAUGUAAAGCUUGCAGACUUUGGACUCUCCAAUCUCUACCACAAAAACCAGGUCUUGGAAACGUACUGCGGCAGCCCUCUGUAUGCGUCUCCGGAGAUCGUCAAGGGUCUUCCAUACCAUGGACCAGAGGUUGAUUGCUGGGCCCUGGGCGUUCUGCUGUACGCACUGAUCUAUGGAAGCAUGCCAUUUGAUAACAGUAAUUAUAAAACACUGGCAGAACAUAUUGGCGGCGGACAGUACAGGCAGCCUCCUCAUCUGUCCGGAGCCUGUGGACUGAUCGACUGGAUGCUAACAGUAAAUCCCUCUAGAAGAGCUACCAUUGAAGACAUCGCCAACCACUGGUGGGUUAAUUGGGGCUACGACACUGUGGUCUGCGACUGUGAUCUGGUACCCGAAUGCCAGUCUCCGCUGCUGGCUCGGUACAUCGAGUGUCAGAACACACCGGGUUUCAAAGGAACACAGAAAGAACAUUUCAAACCCCAGCAAAUGGAAGAUGAUGAAUAUGAAGUAUGCCUGAGAAAAUCCAAAAAGGAGAAUGACAUUAAUCACUCUCAGCAGGAACCUGAACUUAUUCUUCCAAGGCAAAUACCCAAAGGGAUCUUGAAGAAAAGGAGCAGCUUUGACAGUUCCUUUCUAAACUCUAAUUUCUCAGAGAACCUGUCUGAAAAACGCUUGGAGCUCAGCAGAGAAGCACAAACCACAUCCGCCUACGAGUCGCACAAGUCAGUCAAUAUCGAAUGCACUUUCAACAUGCCAAAAAAAGGAAUCCUGAAAAAAACAUUUGAGAGGGAAUCGGGUUAUUCUUCUUCUCCAGAGAGGUUAAUAUACUCAGAAAUCCAGGAAACCUACCUCACAGUACCGGAAGAAAAGGCAAAGUAUGACAAGCACUCAAAAAGAAAAAAGGGAAUUCUAAAAAAGAAUGGACGGUUCUCCACCAGCUUAGACAUUUCUGGUGACUGCUCGACUGUCAGGCUUUCGGACUCGGUGGAAGACCUAGUAAUACCCAAUGCAGAUCCUUCGAAAAGUCCAAGUCGGCCAUCAAGUGUCAUCAGCGAUGACAGUUUUCUUUCCAGCGAUUCUUUCGACCUGCUUGAUAUGACAUCUCAUACAAAAUCUCAACUGUUCUCCUAUAACCCAAGGAACCAUUUCUACAGUUCAGAGGAAGAAGACAUGUUGACCAACAAACCUAUAGAGACUCUUCGCAACCAAGAUCAUAAACUAUAGCCGGCAGCUUAGUGUUUGGAGGCUGUACCGAAAAAUUGUAAGAAUUCAAAUUUGCACAUGUCCAGCGCUGCCUGCCGAGCCGUUCUGGAUCGUGAAAGACAAAGACUUUCUUGACAGGCUGUUCUUUAUAAAUGAAAUCCUUUGAGAGUUCUUGUCUGUUGCCUUUGGUUGUAUUUUGUAAGUUAUCACUAGUAAAUUUCACUCUCCAGCGUCUUAAUCAAUGGGGAGUGAUAAGUGAGCAAGCGGGAUGAGUAGAUCAGUUUGGCUAAUUCACCGAUCCAUCUUUGUGCCAGAUCCCUUAGGUGGCCAUAAAUAUAAAGGGAUUGGAUGACACCAGAAAAACAUUGGUGGCUUUUUCUAGAACCGCCUAGACUCUCGUUCAUGGGCUGUGUCUGGUAUUGCAGCUCAACCCUAAUCACUGGGGGCACUGAGGCACACACAGAUAUCAUAGGCCCCAAUAUCAAAACUUGGUAAGGUUAGCCCAAUGAGAUCUUUUUUAAUCUUUACUUUAAAAAAAGUCAUUCGUUUGCCUACUUUACCCAACUUCUAUGUUAGAAAAAAAUUAAACAAGUGCUUUAUAAAUAUGGUGCUUGUUCUGAAUACCAUUUUUCUCAAUGCAUUUACACCCGACAACUGGCAUUAAAUACAUUGGUAAAUCACCCACAUUCUCAGAAUUUAAUAAAACUGACUGACUGCAACCACCACUAGGGGGAGCUCAGUGUAUAGGAAGUUAUACAGUUACCGUUUAAUUCAAUGUGAGAGGUAAAAUCUAUAUGCACUGAGCUCCCCCUGUUGGCAGUUGUUGGAAAAUGCCUUGGUUUUAUGCCGUAAACAGGAGAAGAUUAGUGCCAUAGCAGUGAUGUGGUCUUUCUCUGUGGUCAGUAUGCCGCUGAGUUCAGUGUAUAAGGAGCUAUUCACACGACCAUAUUUUCGGUCUGAUACGUAUUUUUUGCUGAUCACACACAGACCCAUUCAUUUCAAUGGGGCCACAAAAAAAUGCAGACAGCACACUGUGUAUUGUCCGCAUCCGUGUGUCUGUUCUGCAGCCCCACAAAAAAGAACAUGUCCUAUUCUUUUCUAUUUGCAGACAAGAAUAAGAAUUGUUACAAUGGGGCCCACGAAACAUAGAAUGUGUCGGCAGAUAAGAACCAUUUGGCCCAUCUAGUCUGCCCAAUAUACUGAAUACUAUGAAUAGCCCCUGGCCCUAUCUUAUAUGAAGGAUGGCCUUAUGCCUAUCCCAUGCAUGCUUAAUUUCCUUUACUGUAUUUGCAGCUACCACUUCUGCAGUGCGGGAUGCACACGGACCACAUCCGUAUUUUGUGAACCACAAAACGGAUACACUCAUAUGAAUAGUCCUUAAAAUUAGCCCCCCCUAGUGGUGGCUGCAAGCAAGCAGAAUUCUUUAUCCUUUAAACCGGAUUUGGGCUAGGGGUAUAUAUCCCUGCAGAUACAAUUUAAAAAAAAAUCCCAGGAUUUGGAUAUUGGGAAGCUUUCAUAGCCAGAGCCGCACACGAUCAGUGAGAGGAAGUUUUCAGAUGACAUGAAAUAUUGUGUCCAAAGACGGAGGAAACUGUUUAACAAAAUAUGGAAAUGCCAGAGCGUUCCGCUGGAGAAAGGGUAUAUAAAUAACAGGAUUAGGAUCCACUUUGUUCUGUCUUCAUAAAACAAUGGCUCUUUAUAGGGAGAACAAGACGCUGGCGAGGGACGGCCGUUACUGAGAUGAAAUAGCUUUAGUGGCACCAGUGUCAGCUGUCUUCAGGGUGGAUUGCUGGGCUGUGUCUGAUCUCGACCUGGUAAACAGCUGCUGCGUCUAUGCGCAAAGAAAAACAACAUCCUACUGUUCGAAUGGUUUUACAUGCAAGCGUAUUAUACUCCAGUCACAUCCAAAGCUGCAUUCAAAAUUCUGUUGGUUUAUUCUUACCAGAGCCUAGUGGAUUGCGAGAGUUCAGACGACUGAUUUAAAGGGAGUCUGUCAUCAGCAGCAGCUGUAAUAAACCAAGGGCCAUGGGCAAAUAGCCUUGUAUAUAUCUGAAAAGUCCCUGCCUACAUUGUGCAGAAGUGUGACAUUUUAAAAAUAUGCAAAUUAUCUGUACAAAAGGCAUGCCCGAUGAUAGAUCCCCUCCUUCAGGCUCCCAGCCACUCCCUCUUCAAUUUGAUUAACAGGGCCAUCACCUUGCUGGGUUCUAGCGUGAUUAGACAACGUGCAUGCGCAGUAGAGCCUGACAGUACAGUGUAAGUUCCUUCACCUGGCGCAUGUGCAGCAGACUUUACGCUGUUAGGUCGCAAGUGCAUUCUCUUUCACGGAGCAAGCAAUUUGCAAGCAGCUCUGUAUGUGACUAGAGUAUAAGACACAAUAUAACUCAAAAUCAGUACAAAUAUUUGUAAAAGUUACAGAUCUAGUAAUCACGUGACAAGUUUUUGAGAAAAAGCAGCUUGUCCCAAAAUUUUGAAACCAGUUUCAGAGGUAAAUGGGGGGCGAGGGGGGGGGGGGGCUGGAGAUAAGAUGUGACUGAAAUCCGUGCAAGUGCCACUAAACCUUGGCAUCAGCCACCUGCAUUAGAUUUAUGCUGAUUUCGACAAGACCUGGUAAUGCUAGGUUCACAUCAGCACAGCCUGCAUAAGGCCUCAUACACACGACCGUUCCAUUUUUUUGCGGAUCCGCAAAACACGGAAGCCGCCAGUGUGCCUUCCACAAUUUGCGGAACGGAACAGGCAGCCCAUUGUAGAAAUGCCUAUUC